AUGUCACUCAUGUUCGUUGGCUUGAUUACUGAUGAUGCCAUGCUUCAAGCAAUCCUCCCGGCUAUCGGAUGGUUAUUGCUCACUGCAACAUUCUGGCUUGACCAUCCCGAUUACGACGUGAUCGAGGGAGAGAUCAGGAGACUCUGUGAGAAAAUUAUUGGUGGACAUGGGACAGAACUAGAUAUAAUAGAGU
This is a messenger RNA of Paraglomus brasilianum, 193 nucleotides long. The record is from the annotation of a GenBank genome assembly. NCBI's taxonomy places the organism in Eukaryota, Fungi, Glomeromycota, Glomeromycetes, Paraglomerales, Paraglomeraceae.